Limulus polyphemus (Atlantic horseshoe crab) is the source of this 1044-nucleotide messenger RNA. RefSeq names its product calmegin-like. The transcript is spliced from 8 exons. Gene Ontology annotation, cellular component: endoplasmic reticulum; endoplasmic reticulum membrane. The record is from RefSeq and is a predicted model, not a curated record. Gene Ontology annotation, molecular function: calcium ion binding. Gene Ontology annotation, biological process: protein folding. The coding region runs from base 422 to 916 and encodes 164 amino acids. Lineage: Eukaryota; Metazoa; Arthropoda; Merostomata; Xiphosura; Limulidae.
AAGCUCUACGUUUAUCUGCUCUGUUACAUAUGUUUUCUAAUCAUUUUGACGAUAUUUUUCAAAACUUGAGAAAUAAUUAAAAUACGUAUUAUAUUUACAUUAUUUUAUUUCACAACGAAGCCAAACAGCCAAUGGCAGUUUCCCACGAUGAAAUAAUGCCGGUCGAUCGGUAACGAUGCAUGGUCUUGGAAAAAGGUUGUAAAAUGCGUUGUCUGUAGCGGAGGGAAAUCUACAAAUGAGUAAUUCGCAGUUAACACUAACGGCUACUACUGAGGUAGUAAUAUACACUGUGUGCCAGUACUUUUGUAGAGCGUGAUAUCAUCAAAGAUUAACUAAGUUUUAUUUUCAAAUUGAAUGUGUAGAAUUAAUCACGACAUUUCAAUAUUAUUAGUACUAGUACUAAUACGUGUACAUCCAUAGGAUGAAGCUAAGUUUGGUGUUUGUGGUGGUAUCAGUCUUGAUCGUACACACAUUUAGUACUAGAGCAGAUGAUAAUGAAGUCAAAGUAGGAGCAGAAAAGAACUCUGCAGCAGGAACUGUGAUAGAAAAAAUUCCCUAUACCACUCCCAAGCCUAUUGGUAAUGUGUAUAUAGCAGAACAUUUUGAUGAUCCCGAGACGUUUGAAAAGAGGUGGAUAAUCUCUGAAGCAAAGAAAGAUGAUGCAGAAGUUGUUGCAAAGUAUAGUGGAAAAUGGGCAGUAGAGGAAGCUGAAAAGAAUGGACUUAUUGGAGAUUUGGGUCUAGCAAUGAAGUCUAAAGCUCAUCAUCAUGCCAUAUCAUCAAGGUUGGAUAAAGCAUUUGUUUUUGAUGAUAAACCCUUCAUUCUUCAACUGUCUAGGUUACCCUUUCCACAGAUAUGGAAAAUUGUGCAGUUUUGUUUCUGGAUCAAAUUGGUGUUUAGUUUCAAUAAGGUAUGAGGUUCGCUUCCAAAAUGGGCAAGAAUGUGGUGGUGCUUAUUUAAAACUGCUCUCCCAUGUUGAAGGUUUGGAUUUAAAAAACUUUCAUGAUAAAACAUCAUACAGUAUUAUGUUUGGACCAGACAAAU